Molecule: messenger RNA, 561 nt
Organism: Lachnellula hyalina
Lineage: Eukaryota; Fungi; Ascomycota; Leotiomycetes; Helotiales; Lachnaceae
Product: putative cytosine deaminase
Exons: 3
Coding region: 1-561 (186 amino acids)
Biological process (GO): purine nucleoside catabolic process
Molecular function (GO): guanosine deaminase activity
Source: RefSeq, a predicted model, not a curated record
AUGUCCGCAGAAGCAGCACUCACCUCCCAAACGGCCCAAUCCCUCGUCCCCUCCCUCUUCCCCCCUCGCAGCAUCCCCACCCAACCUCAAAUCAACACUGCGAUCGAAAAAUGCCUCGAAAUCCAGCGGCGCGCUGUAUCGUUUGGGAAGAGGCCGUUCGCGGCGUUGUUGCUUGCGCCUGAUCAUGAGACGGUGCUGUUGAUGCACCAGAGUGUUGAUCAGGUUAAUCAUGCUGAGAGCUCGUUGGCAAGACUAGCAUACUGCCAUUACCCCAAGGAGUAUCUGUGGACAUGCACGCUUGUCAGUACUUGGGAGCCUUGUGCUAUGUGUUCUGCAACGAUAUACUGGGCGCAUAUUGGACGCGUGAUCUACGCUGCAUCUAACGAACAGCUUGCUGCCUUGACGGGACCGGGGAAUAAGGAGAAUUUCACAAUGAAGUGGCAUACGAGGGAUAUAUUGUUGGAGCAGCAGAAGGAUGUACAGGUCAUUGGACCGGUGGAGGGGAUGGAUAAGGUGGUGGUUGAGGAGAGUGAUGGGUAUUGGAAGACUACUCGGCGGUAG